Capronia coronata CBS 617.96 is the source of this 702-nucleotide messenger RNA. RefSeq lists its product as uncharacterized. Bases 1 to 702 code for a protein of 233 amino acids. Lineage: Eukaryota; Fungi; Ascomycota; Eurotiomycetes; Chaetothyriales; Herpotrichiellaceae. The record is from RefSeq and is a predicted model, not a curated record. The transcript is spliced from 2 exons. Gene Ontology annotation, biological process: N-acetylglucosamine metabolic process. Gene Ontology annotation, cellular component: cytoplasm.
AUGCCACAUUCAGUGCAUCCCACGCCUCGAACCGGCACUCCUGACCCUGACGACCUCUCCAUCCGAUAUUGGAACUUCGGUCUUCCCAGAGACCAAUGGACGAAAGAGUGCCCCGAAUAUCUUAUCGGCAUCGGCCAGAAGAACAUUGGGAUCCUGCUCAGUAAGGAUGAGGACUGCCACAGACUGUCGUGGCAGGAAGUGCAGGAACUAGUCAGGACGAACCGCAUCGAUAAGUUCCAGCGACGUCCAAGUGACCUACGCGCAUAUCUCAAACACGUCUACCAUCUCAAAAGUCAAUAUGGCUCGGUGGCGGCAUAUAUCCAACAUGAACUCCUUCGCUGGGACAAUCCCACCCCUUCAGGUGACCCGCCGUUUGAAAAUCCGGCAGACUACAAGAUCCUCUACAACAACUGGCCGUAUCACAUCGACCAAGACAUUACACAUCUCGUGGUGUGGACCAAGUUCCUCAUUGCGGAGGACGAGACCACCCGGCAGGUGACGGCUGAGGCCCACGCCAGUAUCGAGACGUUCAUCGUCAGGACGUUCUGUUCCAACGAGGCAGAAGGAGAACAGAGAGUGAACAGAAACCAGAUCGUAUGGUUUCAAAACUGGAAGAGUCUGAAAAGCGUCCAUGCAUUAGGUAGGUGCCGUUUCCCUGCUGGCAACGAAGAAUCUAUGGUGGCCAUUAUCCAGUUCGACUGA